Molecule: messenger RNA, 612 nt
Organism: Pseudoliparis swirei
Lineage: Eukaryota; Metazoa; Chordata; Actinopteri; Perciformes; Liparidae
Product: olfactory receptor 52D1-like
Exons: 5
Coding region: 1-612 (203 amino acids)
Biological process (GO): G protein-coupled receptor signaling pathway
Cellular component (GO): membrane
Molecular function (GO): olfactory receptor activity; G protein-coupled receptor activity
Source: RefSeq, a predicted model, not a curated record
AUGGACGUCACAAAGGAGCUGAAUGUACUCAACAAGAAGCUUCAAGGUUUAAAUGAAACCAAUAACUACAGAUUUGUUCUCUUCUCUCUCACUUUACUGUGUUACUGUUUCAUUGUGCUGGGAAAUGUUGCUCUUAUUGUGACCAUCAUCUUGGAUAAGAACAUGCAUGAACCAAUGUAUAUUCUCUUGUGCACUUUCUGCAUGAAUGGACUUUAUGGGACAACAGGUUUCUACCCCAAGAUGCUCUGGGAUCUGCUGUCUCCCGUUCAUGGAAUCUCAUAUUACGGAUGCCUUGUUCAGUCUUUUGUGAUAUUAUCAUUUAUCUGCUGUGAUCUUUCUAUUCUCUCAGUCAUGGCGUAUGACAGAUAUGUGGCUAUCUGUCGACCCCUGGAGUACCACUCUAUUAUGUCAAAGCAGAGAGUGUUACUCCGAGACAUAUUGUUUGAUUUCUUCAAUAUGCGGUUUGGUUCAAACAAUUUGCCUCAAUCACUUCAACAUUUUGUGGCAAUAGAAUAUCUUGUCCUCCCUCCCAUAAUAAAUCCUCUAAUCUAUGUUUUACGCAAUAAAAAGAUGCAAAGCCUUACAUUUAAAAAAAGUAUGCCGUUCAUGUAA